AUGAUCAUGUCUUUCCAGGGCGGUAUUCCUGGCCUCGGCCUACUGAGCUCUGAGCAGCAGCAGCCUGCCGCUCCUUCGCCCUCCAUCACCCCCGACCCCCACGCGCAAGCGCCUCCGACCAGCGAUGCGCCGCCCGCAGGUGCAUCCGCAGACGCGCUGGACGAGAAACCCGCUGUCGUCGACACCAACAUUCCUCCCACCGAUCGCACCUCAAACAUCCAAACACUAGGCCAAAAGCUCGAGGAAAGCUCCCUGCAAGCCGCCGCUCCCGUCAAGGAAGAGGCGCUCUUCAUAGAAAAGACUGACCGGCCCCAAGACAAGCCGGUAAAUGUCGAAGUGCAGGGCGACACAGCUGUAAAUCAGGAUGAGAAUGGCCAGGAUACUUCAAUGGCUGAGAGUUCCGGUCCUUCGGCGAGCACCGCUACUGCGAAUGGCGACGCUACUAUGGCAGACGGCGACGACGGCAUGAUCGAGCGGAAGCCGAAGGCAGAUCCUGAGUUUUUGCAGGCCGCCGAGGCGAACAAGGGCAAUCCGAGUGCCGAGUGGCAGUUUGAUUCCUCGGAUGCCGAGUCGUCCGACGACUCAGACACCUCUAGCGAUACAUCUUCGGAAGAGGAAAGCGACGAUGACGAAUACCCAAUGCUCGACGCUGCCGAGGCCGCCCGCAUCCUGAUGCAGGAAGAAUAUGGCGACGAUGAAGGUGGAAAAGGCCCGGCGGCGCAGCUUCGCACCGCGAACGAGGUCGUCGAGGAGAAGAUCGAGAAGCCCAAGGUUACUGUGACGCCGGAGAUGAAGAUUACCGAGCUUGGGGAUGUCGAGAGCAUAGUCGACAACAUGAUCCUCAUCAGGGCGAACACGACGGGCGAGUACCAGGUGCUUGAGGGCGGGUCGGUAUUGUGCAAAGAUGACCGGUCCGUCAUCGGCGCUGUAGCCGACACCCUUGGCAGAGUGCAAGAACCCCUCUACACUGUGGCCUUCAACAACGGCGAAGAAAUCACCGAGGCUGGCCUUGUGAAGGGCCUGACCAUUUACUACGUCGACAGUCACUCCACUUACGUCUUCACGCAGCCUCUGAAGAACCUGAAGGGCACGGAUGCAUCCAACCAGUUUGACGAAGAGGUCGGCGACAAUGAGAUUGAGUUCUCCGAUGACGAAGCUGAGGCCGAGUACAAGCGCCAGCAGAAACAAAAGAAACGCGCUGCACAUGAAGAGAAACACGGACCCCGUGGCGGCGGCAAGGCCACUCCUCAACAGGCAUACACGGGUGCUUUGAGUUACGACGACGACGGAACGGACAUGUACACCCCCAUGAAGAGGCCGGACAAUCUCCAUCACCAGAUGAUGGACCAAGGUGGUGCUCCAGUGGAGGGACAGCCUGGUUCAUACAAACCUCACCGGGGACGUGGAAAGCGUGGCGGACGUGGUGAGCGAGGCGGACGUGGCGGAGGUGGUGGUGGUGGUGCUCGUGGAGGAGGCGGACUUCAAAGCUCCGCUGGUCAUCUGAAAACCCAACAGAACCCGCCUCAGACGCAAGCGCCUCCUCAGCAGGCAUUCUCUUUCGUUCCGCCUCCACCGCCGCAGGUGAACCCGUCCUAUCCCCAGCAGUCCUCUUCACCUUUCCAGUUCAACAGUCCUCAAGCAUACGCAUGGCCUCAGAGUACCCCCUCACCAGUCACCUUUGGCCAGAAUACCUCACAAGCAUCUUCCAACUUCCCGGCUGGUGCCUUUGUGAACCCGGCCUUCUUCCAAGGACAGCAACAGCAGCAGCAACAGCAACAGCAGCAGCAGCAGCAGUCUUACGGUACACAGGCACCGUACCAAGCUCCUCAGCAAGCUGCGUACACUUCUCAGUGGAAUAACCAGCAAGCUGCCGACGCAUGGCGCAUGGUCCAAGCGAUGGCUGCAGCUCAGGCAAACACUGGCGGCCAAGGCCAGGGCCAGGGCCAGGGCCAGAUACAGAAUCAAACUCAGCAAAGUUCGGCUAACAGUGCCGCUGCGAUCCAGGAGAUUCUAAGAAAUCUCAGUAACCAAAACAACGGUGCUGGACAGCAGUAG
Molecule: messenger RNA, 2055 nt
Organism: Diplodia corticola
Lineage: Eukaryota; Fungi; Ascomycota; Dothideomycetes; Botryosphaeriales; Botryosphaeriaceae
Product: snornp assembly factor naf1
Exons: 1
Coding region: 1-2055 (684 amino acids)
Biological process (GO): ribosome biogenesis; box H/ACA snoRNP assembly; pseudouridine synthesis
Cellular component (GO): sno(s)RNA-containing ribonucleoprotein complex
Molecular function (GO): RNA binding
Source: RefSeq, a predicted model, not a curated record